Molecule: messenger RNA, 1735 nt
Organism: Coccinella septempunctata (seven-spotted ladybird)
Lineage: Eukaryota; Metazoa; Arthropoda; Insecta; Coleoptera; Coccinellidae
Product: 46 kDa FK506-binding nuclear protein-like
Exons: 7
Coding region: 171-1391 (406 amino acids)
Cellular component (GO): chromatin; nucleolus
Molecular function (GO): macrolide binding; peptidyl-prolyl cis-trans isomerase activity
Source: RefSeq, a predicted model, not a curated record
AUAGUUUCCUAAAAGGACGGCUUUCAUUUCAAAACGUUUUCCCUCGAAUAAAUUCCGUUGCAGUUGGAACCAUAGUGCAAAACUUUUUCUGUAACUUGUGCUAAACUGCCUAAUUUAAUCAAUUUUUAAUUCUUAUUAUAUUUUACUAGACUCAAUAAAAAUCACUCAAGAUGUUUUGGGGAUUGAUAAUGGAACCACAAAAGCGUUAUAGCCAAGUUGUCAAAAAAGCGUUUCACAUAUCCAUGGCGUCCUUGGAUAUUUCUAACUCUGAUGACCAGCCAGCUCAAGUUCUUUGUGGAUAUGAAGGCAAAAACUAUUUGCUUUGUACUUUGCAGAAACCAGAAAAACUUCAAUGCAACCUUGAUUUAUAUUUCGAGGAAGGUCGGUCUGUAUCUUUUGCCUCCAAUGGAAAGAGUCUGAUUCAUCUCACUGGCUAUCUUACUAAAGAUGGUUUUGAAGGUGAUAGUGAUGAAGAAGAGGCCCAAGAGUUUGAAGUGCAGGCAAAAAAGAAAUCGAGAGGUCGUGAUGGUCCUGGGAAAGAACCAUCAAGCAAAAAACUGAAGCUGGACUAUCUACUUGAGGAUUGUGAUGAAGAGGAUUCUGAUGAUUCAGAUUUUAACAUUGAGGAGGUGAUGGAAGAACAAGUGUCAGGAGAAGGAUCUGACGAGGAUGAGGAGAUAGGAGAUAUUCUCGAUGAAGGUUUAGAAGAGGAAGAUGAAAGUAUGGGUGAAGAUGAAGAUGAGGAGGAAGAAGGUGAAGAAGAGGACAGCGAUGAUGAUGAUGAUGAUGAGGAGGACUUGGAAGAUGCCGCAGAUGAAGAGGUGAAGGUUGAGGAAGAAAAAGUUGUGCAGAAUGGUUUGAGCAAGAAAUCCAAAAAAAAGAACAAGAAAGAAGAAGAACAGUCAACACCUACAAUCAAAAAUAAGCAAAGUAAGGAGAAACCGCACCAGCUUACACCAGGUCCUAAAACAAAGAAAUCUAAUGCAGAAGACAAAAAGGGUAAUGAAAAGGAAGAGAAAAAAACCAAAGAAAAUCAAUCUUCAGUUCCUAAAAGAAAAACGUUAUCACAUGGUAUCAUCAUUGAAGACUUGAGACCUGGUCAGGGGAACACUGCAACUAAUGGAAAAUUCAUUCAUGUAUACUAUGAAGGGCGUUUGCAGAGUAAUAACAAGCUAUUCGAUAAAACUCUGAAUGGUCCUGGAUUUGGUUUCAGAUUGGGAAAAGGUGAAGUUAUUAAGGCUUGGGAUAUUGGAGUUAAUGGAAUGAAAGUUGGAGGAAAGAGAAGGAUAAUAUGUCCUCCUCAGGUUGCUUAUGGCUCCAAGGGAUCUCCACCAGUGAUUCCACCUAAUGCAACCCUUGUGUUUGAAGUCGAAUUGAAGAAGAUCAAGUGAGCUUAGGGAAUUUCUACUUAUUCGAAAUUACUUUUCCUAUUUCAUCAUGUCGACAAGGUACAAGUUGUUCCAGCUGAUUUAAAUGAGGGGAAAUAAAGUGAUGAAAUUAUUUAAUGGACUGAUAUUUUUAUAAUAUGAAUACUUUUUAGAUUAUCUAUUUUUAAAUGGAAGAACCAGGUAUCAGAUUGUUGUAUGUUAGCUUUACAGUGAAUUUUGUUUUUAUGUUAAAUUCAACACUUGGUUCCAUGGUAACUGUUUAUGUUUCAUUUUUUUGUAUUGUUUUCUCAGUGUUUCUGUUUUUUCCUCAGUGAAAUAUUCUUUCGAUUAAAUUUUUUUGAUUAUAA